CGUCCUGCAUUGCAGGACAGUCUUUAAAGUUGUCAAAGUAAGUGCUUCAAAAUUUACUCGCCAACGACUUUUGACGCCUCAAGGGCGUUCAAGCUGGAGGAGGAUUUCGUCGGCGGCUGCAUGACAAUGUCGAUGUACUCGACGACGGAUAAAAUGAAAAUGUCAGCGCCCAGUUGUUUUCCAGGACGCUACAGUCCAUCCUAUCGAAGUUCGGAGCAAAUGCGACGCUGCAUGCCAAAUCCAUCUAGUCGUUUAUUAGAAGAUGCUUCCCUAUUAUGCAAUUCGUGGUCAGCACGUCAGAAUGGUGAUAUUUUUGCGGGUAUCAACGAUGGCAUACUCAGCAGAGCGGAAGCCCUCGCCGCCGUCGACAUACAGAAACACCAAGCCCAGCAUGUACAUAGCCAAAUGCCCUCCCAAAUCAAGCACGAUGUGAUGUACCAUCACCAUUCAAUGAGUGGCCCCCCGCAACGUCCAUUACAGAUGCACCAUUCAAUGGAUCAGCUGGACAUGCUGGACCCGACGGGCUCGAUGACAACGUUAGCCCCCAUAUCGGAGUCACCAUUAACGCCCACACAUCAGCACCUGCACGGUUCCUAUCACAGUAUGAAUCACAUGAUGAGCCACCACCAUCCGGGCACGUUAAGUGGCCACACGGCGGGGCACCAUGGACACUCAGCGGUACAUCAUCCUGUCAUAACGGCGGCCGUAGCAGCCGCUGGCCUGCAUCCCGACACAGACACCGAUCCGCGCGAGCUGGAAGCGUUUGCGGAACGAUUCAAGCAGCGCCGCAUUAAGCUGGGUGUCACACAGGCGGAUGUGGGCAAAGCGUUGGCCAAUCUCAAGUUACCUGGUGUCGGGGCGCUGUCGCAGAGCACAAUCUGCCGCUUCGAGAGCCUGACGCUGUCCCACAACAAUAUGAUCGCCCUUAAGCCCAUAUUGCAGGCGUGGCUGGAGGAGGCAGAGGCGCAGGCGAAAAACAAGCGACGGGAUCCGGAUGCGCCCAGCGUGCUGCCGGCGGGCGAAAAGAAAAGAAAAAGGACUUCCAUUGCGGCACCUGAAAAGCGUUCCCUGGAAGCCUACUUCGCCGUCCAGCCGAGGCCGUCCGGUGAGAAAAUCGCUGCCAUUGCCGAAAAGCUGGAUUUGAAGAAAAACGUGGUGCGCGUCUGGUUCUGCAAUCAACGCCAAAAACAAAAACGUAUAGUUAGUAGUGUAACACCAUCAAUGACGGGACACGGCUCAGCGGGAUUCGGAUACUGAUAGUCAUUUAUGACGGCAGCAGCAACAGCAACAGCAGCAGCAACAGCAGCAACAGCAGCAGCAACAGCAGCAGCAGCGAUAUCUU
Messenger RNA from Drosophila arizonae, 1342 nucleotides. It is a transcript of the gene acj6, whose product is annotated as abnormal chemosensory protein 6. Gene Ontology annotation, molecular function: DNA-binding transcription factor activity, RNA polymerase II-specific; RNA polymerase II cis-regulatory region sequence-specific DNA binding. The record is from RefSeq and is a predicted model, not a curated record. Gene Ontology annotation, biological process: regulation of transcription by RNA polymerase II. NCBI's taxonomy places the organism in Eukaryota, Metazoa, Arthropoda, Insecta, Diptera, Drosophilidae.